Messenger RNA from Pteropus alecto (black flying fox), 3025 nucleotides. It is a transcript of the gene QTRT1, whose product is annotated as queuine tRNA-ribosyltransferase catalytic subunit 1. Gene Ontology annotation, cellular component: cytosol. The transcript has 10 exons. Bases 36 to 1295 code for a protein of 419 amino acids. NCBI's taxonomy places the organism in Eukaryota, Metazoa, Chordata, Mammalia, Chiroptera, Pteropodidae. Gene Ontology annotation, molecular function: tRNA-guanosine(34) queuine transglycosylase activity. The record is from RefSeq and is a predicted model, not a curated record.
GGUGUUUCAUUGCCCACGUGGUGCUGGCGGGCAAGAUGGCGGCGGCAGUCAGCCCAACUUCUUUGGAGUCGGCACCGAGGAUCUUCCGCCUGGUGGCCGAGUGCAGCCGCUCCCGGGCUCGGGCAGGCGAGCUGCAGUUGCCGCACGGGCCGGUGGCCACUCCAGUGUUCAUGCCAGUGGGCACGCAGGCCACCAUGAAGGGCAUCACAGCGGAGCAGCUGGACGCGCUGGGCUGCCGCAUCUGCCUGGGCAACACCUACCAUCUGGGUCUGAGGCCGGGCCCCGAGCUGAUUCAGAAGGCCAACGGUCUCCACGGUUUCAUGAAUUGGCCCCACAAUCUGCUGACGGACAGCGGCGGCUUCCAAAUGGUGUCCCUGGUGUCCCUGUCCGAGGUGACGGAAGAGGGCGUCCGCUUCCGCUCUCCCUACGACGGCGACGAGACCCUUCUGAGCCCGGAGAAGUCCGUGGAGAUCCAGAACGCCCUGGGUGAGCAGAUCCCAGCGAGCCGUCCCUUCCCCUCUUUCUCUGAUAGAUGCUCAGACAUCAUCAUGCAGCUGGAUGACGUGGUCAGCAGCACUGUGACGGGGCCACGUGUAGAAGAGGCCAUGUACAGAUCAAUCCGCUGGCUGGACCGGUGCAUCGCAGCCCAUCGGCGUCAGGACAAGCAAAAUCUCUUCGCCAUCAUCCAGGGUGGGCUGGAUGCAGAUCUCCGGGCCACCUGCUUGGAAGAGAUGACCAAGAGGGACGUGCCUGGCUUUGCCAUUGGAGGCCUGAGUGGGGGUGAGAGCAAGAGCCAGUUCUGGAGGAUGGUGGCGCUCAGCACCUCGAGGUUGCCUAAGGACAAGCCCCGAUACCUCAUGGGGGUCGGCUAUGCCACUGAUCUGGUGGUCUGCGUGGCUCUUGGAUGCGAUAUGUUCGACUGUGUUUUCCCCACACGGACAGCGCGCUUUGGCUCUGCCCUGGUGCCCACGGGGAACCUGCAGCUGAAGAAGAAGCAGUUCCAGAAGGACUUCCGCCCCAUAGACCCCGAGUGUACCUGUGCCACCUGCCAGAAGCACAGUCGGGCCUUCCUGCACGCACUACUCCACAGUGACAACACUGCCGCCCUGCACCACCUCACUGUUCACAACAUCGCCUACCAGCUGCGGCUGAUGGGUGCCGUGCGUGCCAGCAUCGUGGAGAAACGCUUUCCUGAAUUCGUGAGGGACUUCAUGGGCACCAUGUAUGGGGACCCUACCCUCUGUCCCACCUGGGCCACUGAAGCCCUGGCUUCUGUGGGAAUCACACUGAGUUGAUUUGGCUUGUGGGGAGGGAGGGAGGGGAUGGAAGAUAUUGAAGGAUUUUGUUUUUUAUUAUAACUUAGAGUGUGUCUGUGCCUUCUUGGGGAGGUGGCCUGCCUUGAUCCCCUUCCUGGUCUGAGUGUCGCUGUGGCUGAUGUCCCUUGCCUCCCAUCGAUGAUGAUAACUAGUAACCAUAGCAACAGUUGGUAUCUGGAAAACAGCUGGCACAGUGUAGCAUCUAGGAAGUGCCCCAGAGUUGGAGCUGCAUUCUUUUUCCUGUGGCUCGGGGCCCCCAGCCACUCUGGGUGUGGGCACUCUUGUCCUCUCCCUUUUCACGAUGAGGAAACAGCAUCAGAGAGGGGAAGUAGCUUUCCCAAGGUCACCACUGAGGAAGUAACAGCCUGGCUCCAGAACUCAUGCCCCUAGCCUUGACUCUUCAAACAUGUGGCUUAACCUUGCUGUCAGUAAGCACAGUGAUAAUGGCAAUAGGUAUGAUCUUAGUAGGUUCUUGCACUGUGCCUGGCCCUGUUCUAAACGGUUGUCCUAUAUAUUUCUUGCAACUUUAUGAUAUGCAUGAAUAGCUACGUUCCCCAUUUUACAGAUGAUGAAAACAAAGUUCAGGGUAAUGAAAUCACUUGGUCAUUAUCACCCAGCAAAUAACAGACCUAGGAUCUUACCCAGAUAUAGCCUGUUUCAGAGCUGGUGCUUUUAGAAGACAAGGGUUUUUAAAUUGAAAAAGUAAUACAUAUGUAGGAUCCACUAUUCAAAUAGCCUGCAAAUGCAACUUUUUUGAACAGUUUGUGUAUUCUUCCAGAAAUUUUCUAUGUGUAAAAAUUAUUCAUGAAUGUCAGUGUCCUUUACAUGCAGUUCUGUACCUUGCUUUUUUCCUGAGUAUAUUUCAAAUUGUUUACAUGUCAGUACAUGAAGACUGCCUCAUCUUUUUUACAGCUGCUGCAUAGUAGUUAUUUAAUUAGCUCUACGGAUGAGCAGUUAAGAGUGUUUUCAGGUUUCUGCUAUUCUAGUCGAGGCUGCAAUGCCAAACCUUUUUGGUUGUCUUUUUGCCCGUCUCUCUGAGACUUGGGUUUGGGUCUUGGCCACUCCGCCGUCCUCCUUUCCACUGUUUCUCCAAUCAGCCCACUUUCCCACCUCCAUUGCUCCUGACUCCCUACUAGGCCACUUCUCUAUUCUCUGAACUCCUCAAUUUCUUUCUGACUCAUCUAAUCCCAGAGGGAUCAAAUCACUUCUUAAUAACAUGUCUUUUCGUGGGCAGAGGAUAUGUUGAGUUUAUUUGCAUACUCAAAAAGAUCAUUAUGUUCUAAAAGUUGAAGAGGCAGGGGAACAACAUUGGAUGCGUUAUCAUCAUCAAUACGGGGAAUGAGCGCAAAGGCGUGGAGGUGUGACUUUCUGUAGGAAUGAAAAUGGGAGACGACAAUCCAAUGCUACAUCGCCUCUCCCUAGGAACCACUAACAUAUCCGGACUCUCACCUUCAAAACGCACUGGAACUCUGCUCAGAGAGUAUCUUUUGCAAGCCGGGGGCCAAGAUGCAUUCUGGGGCUUGUAGUUUUCUUCAGAGGCCGGAAAUUCGCAAGUGACGGUCACCACCGGCUCCCACCACAAGAUGUCGCCCUUCGGCGAGUACGGUGGGCUUUAUGCCCUGCUCCGGAAGACUCUUAAUAGACAUACAAUCACGAGUUAAGAACGGGAGGUUGUAGAUUGACAGAUACAGUUCUCAAUCAGAGUCAAA